AUGGUGCCGCUAGUGCAGGUCUCUCUGCUCAUCAAGCUCCGCCGCUAUUCCUCCCUGUUCCUGGGCGUGUCCUUGGGAGCCAAGAGCUACAGCUGCCUGAAACGUCCAACAGAAGAGGAGAGGAGGAUAGCCAUCGAGGAGAAGAAGGAGCAGGAUGAACUGAAAUGGAUUGAGAGGGAAUUGGCAGAAGCCCGAGAUGACAGCAUACUGAAGUGA
This is a messenger RNA of Pteropus alecto (black flying fox), 216 nucleotides long. RefSeq names its product ATP synthase membrane subunit e (gene ATP5ME). Gene Ontology annotation, biological process: proton motive force-driven ATP synthesis. The record is from RefSeq and is a predicted model, not a curated record. The coding region runs from base 1 to 216 and encodes 71 amino acids. Gene Ontology annotation, molecular function: proton transmembrane transporter activity. The transcript has a single exon. NCBI's taxonomy places the organism in Eukaryota, Metazoa, Chordata, Mammalia, Chiroptera, Pteropodidae.